AUGCCAUCCGGCCACAAGGCUUUCUUAGUCAAGAACGUCAAGGACUUAGAUGUUUUAUUAUUACACUCUAAGACUUACGCUGCUGAAAUUUCCCACAAUGUUUCUGCCAGAAACAGAGUUGAAAUUGUUGCUAAGGCUAAGAAGCUUGGUGUUAAGGUCACUAACCCAAAGGGUAGAGUUGCUUUAGAAGCUUAA
Molecule: messenger RNA, 195 nt
Organism: Debaryomyces fabryi
Lineage: Eukaryota; Fungi; Ascomycota; Pichiomycetes; Serinales; Debaryomycetaceae
Gene: RPL32
Product: 60S ribosomal eL32 domain-containing protein
Exons: 1
Coding region: 1-195 (64 amino acids)
Biological process (GO): translation
Cellular component (GO): cytosolic large ribosomal subunit; ribosome
Molecular function (GO): structural constituent of ribosome
Source: RefSeq, a predicted model, not a curated record